Mya arenaria is the source of this 6673-nucleotide messenger RNA. RefSeq lists its product as uncharacterized. The record is from RefSeq and is a predicted model, not a curated record. Bases 452 to 5239 code for a protein of 1595 amino acids. Lineage: Eukaryota; Metazoa; Mollusca; Bivalvia; Myida; Myidae. The transcript has 17 exons. Gene Ontology annotation, cellular component: nucleus.
UACACGGGACUUUAGACAGAAGACAAUUCCCGACAGGCGGGAAUUUGACACGCCGAAUAAUUCCGGGUCCCGGGUUUUAGACAUAAGACGGAUUUUACAUCUCGGUACCCGGAGUUGUAUAGACAACCGUAUUUCGUAUCCCGGUACCCGGAGUUUAGACAACUGUACUGUCGCACUAAAAAAAUGGCGGACAAACUUUCACACGUUUCAUCCUUCUCAGUUAAAGAGAUGUGUGAAUGGGUGGAUAGCAUCUCAAAAGAUCUCACAACCAUAUUUAAAGAUUUUUUGUUAUGCUGCAACAACUAUAUAUUAACAAAAAAGAGAAUGACAUAGAUGGCCAAGGGCUUCUGGCAGUGGUGGAAGAUGACACAUUAUUCAAAGAGUUGGUGCCAAAACUGGUUCUUAGGGCCAAACUGAAACAAGGGCUCUUUUCAGAAAAACGGAUUCAGAAAUGCCGAGUACCAGAAACUUAGAGAGAAAAGGGAAUGAGCGUAUUGUGUCUUCUGCAGUGACAUCAAAGACUGCCAAAAAAGGUACUGAUGACAAUGCAGAAAAAACACAGCCUGGCGGAAAACAGAUGAAAAAUGCACCAAGUUUUGAGGACCCUAAAAUGAAAACAGCAAAGCCAUGUAAUAAAAGAGUGUCAACAGGCCUACAUGACAUUCCAAAGAAGAAACCUAGAACUGCAAGUGUUGGUGCAGUUUCAUCAGCUCUGGAAGAAGCUGUAGGGAUGGAGGUUUUGUCACCGAGAAGGAGUUCUCGCGCCGUCGUUCCUAACAGUCGAUACAAAGAUAUGGUGGAUCCAAGGAAGAAAUUGACCCCUGCAAUAUUAGGGAAAAAGUCUGACACAUCAUCAACGAAAGAGUCGAAAACACCGAAAGUCGUAAAACGGGGACAGGCACAAAGAAAUUCUCUGUUGGUUGAUAUGAAUAUUGUCGAAGAAUCAGAAGAAAGUGAAAUAACUGAAGAAGUUGUUACUGAAGAGACCACCAUUGACCAAAUGGCCCAGAUGAAUUUCAUGGCAGAGGCACUAAAGGCACCUCCAACAGUGGAGAGUAUUUCACCUCCAAUAGUGAAGAGUUCACAUAAAGUCGGUCUUGUACAGAUUGUUAGACCUGUAGAAGAGUUAGACAAGUUAUCUACAAACAAUGAUGCAAAAUUAGGCCAAUCAAAUAACAGUUAUUUGAAAGGGACCAAUGAAGAUGUUAAAAUAGAAUUCUUUAGUGAUGAAAAGGCAGAAGUAAAUGUUGUUGUUAGUGAAUCUCAUGCUAAAGAUUUCGCAGCGUCAAAUGAAGGUAUCAUAGAACAGUAUAAACCUACAGAGAAAAUACAGGAAAUGACUGAUGAGAACAGCUUGGAAUUAACUGUUGAUGCAUUUACAAAUGAUGCCGGGACAGAAGAUGGAAGUCAUGAUAAAAACGUGGCCCCUAUCAUAGUUAUACCUGGUAAACCUGUUGAUUACAAUGAAUCAAAUAGCAUUGCUGAAGUUAAGCUGAAAUCUAAGACUAAAAUUUCAAAAAUGUCUGGAAAAAAGAUGGUCUAUCAACAGGUUUCUAAGAAGGGACAGACAAUAAUUACAUGGCCGACACAAACAGUUGAUGGGAAGAAAAGAAUUAUUAUUUCAACACCAGGGGAGAAUGAUGAUGAUGAAGAUGAUGAUGUUGAUGAUGAUGAUGAUAAUGAUGAUACAAGUCAUAUUCAACAAUCUUUUAAUGAUUAUUGUAUGCCAAAGGUAGUUAGGUCAAUGUCAACACAAAUUUCCCCUGAGAUAUCUGAACUUCAGCCUACCAAAAUCUCGUAUGAAAUUGGUACAACCGGUAGUAUUGGUGGUACAAGAACAAGUCCUAGUCAAGGUUCAGCAUUGAAACCAGCUCCUAGGGUUAUAACAACUAGCCAUAUUUUACAUACUGAUAGAAGCAAAGUUGGGAAUACUGAAACUCUAAGUUUAGGAACACAUGAAAAAAUAGUAUCUGGUAAUGCUAUUAUUAAAAAGCCAAGAGUGUUUGGUCGACCGAAUGUUGAAGUACUCUAUGUCCAAAAUUUGCAGAAGCCUUUUACCGGUACAAAAUGUGAGAAAUCCCCGAAAGAAGUUGUUCCGACUUGCACUGCUGAAGUUUAUACAACUGUUUCAAAUAUAAACAAAUCAACAGUCAAGGACAUCGUUGUUUCAACACCGGCAGAUCAAUCUCCUAAACCCAUUGUCAGCCAUUUGUGUGAAGUGGUGGAAUACAAACCUCCGGUAAAAUCUACUAAAGAAGGGCAAAAAUCGUACCAGUAUGUUAUGAUAGACAAUCAAAUGGUUCGAAUGCACAAACCUGGAAAUAAUUUUGGUCGAAUUGUUGGACCGAACUUGUCAUCGGAAGACGCUAGUUCUAGUCGGACCUCAGCUCAAUCCGUAUUAGCGCAGUUGGUUGGCAAUGUUCAACAGCAGCCCAGUAUGAAUGUAAGCCAAGUCCAGCAAGUGCAGAGCAGUUUGUCAAUUCCAACUGGUGUAUCCAAGAGAGUGGUGCACGGCCAUAUUGCAUCCUCUGGUUCCCAUUCUUCCGAAUCGCAGGAAGUAAUUGAGAUAUCCCAUGAUGCCUUCUCACGAGAGGUGUAUGGUGACGGGGAAAUCAUAGUCGAUCCUUUUACUGGAGCGAAUGUUCAAGCACUCUAUGUCCAAAAUUUGCAGAAACCUUUUACCAGUACAAAAUGUGAGAAAUCCCUGAAAGAAGUUGUUCCGACUUAUACUGCUGAAGUAUAUACGACUGUUUCAAAUAUAAACAAAUCAACAGGCGUAGAACAUGGUCACCAAACUGAGGGAAUAGCUGAAAAUGAAGAACAAGACCCUCACCAGAGCAUUGAAGCCACCGGAAAUGAGCAAAGUACCAUCGAGAAUCCAGCAAUUUCUGCCGACCAAGGGUCAGUCGUGUGUAUCGAGGGCCUGGAUGAAAACAACAUUCCGGAGAACACUAGAAUCACUGUGGAGUCUUUGGCUACGGGAGAGGAGGCAAUUAUAUUCCAUAUUGAUGACCUCGAGGAGACUGAAAAGAAUGUAGUUAUCUCCAAACUACCUCAAGUCCCACAAUCCUCUGUUGUGCCCUUAAGCAGUGUGAAGAUCACCCCUGUGCAGGCAUACGUUGUUGAAGAAGAUGAGGAUGACACAAAGGGAGCCAGUGCUACCACACAAACUGAGGAGACAGACUCAGAAACAGAUGACGAUGAGGAGGAACCAAUUGAGGUUGAUAUGGAAGGGGGUGGCUAUGAGUUGCCUGUGAUAAGGCGAGGCAGAAGGCCUGAAGGCACUGACUUACAAGAAUAUGUUAUAGUCCAGUUACCAGAGGGCUCAGUAGUGAAAGAGCCCCAGGCUAGGUCCAGAAUACCACCACCUAUACAACAAAUACAGGACCCAGUCACAAUGGAUGAUGAUGGGCUGUACACGUGUGUUGACUGCAAUCAUAAGACGGACAAAAAAAGCAAUUGGUUUAAACAUAGGAGAAAGCAUCUAGGUAUAAGACCUCAUGGCUGCCCUAAAUGCUCGUACAAGGCUUCAACCAGCAGUAACCUGAAGAGACAUAUGCAGAUCCAUGAUGAUGUGAGAAACUUUGCCUGUGUACUGUGCGGGCUUCAUUUCCGACAGAAAAUACACCUCGAGAGGCAUAUCAAAUACAAACAUUCGGAAAAGAGGGUCAACUGUCCACUUUGUGAGUUCACAUGCUCGAGUGAAAACCCAGAACUCAAGGUUCACAUACGCAAGACACACAUGCCCAUGGAUGGAAGCAUGGAUGCAUUUACGUGUGACAUUUGUGGCCUUAUGACCAUCAGUAAGAGAGACCUCAAACAACACUUGAAGUUUCACAAGAAAGGGCCGGAGUUGAAGCUGUUUUGUGAAUAUUGUAGCUUUGUCACAGACUGUACGAGUAGGCUGAAGCGGCAUUUGCUGAUUCAUACAAAAGAGAGGCCAUUUCAAUGUGGUUUGUGUCAGUACAGAGCAACUCAGAAGGAACAUGUACUAAGGCAUAUGAGGACACAGCAUAAUGUUGAGGUCGAAACGCGGCAGAAGUUGAAUCUGCUGGAUAUCAGAACGAUUACCAAAGAGGAUAAUGUAAUCAUUCCGAAAGAUGCAUCAGCAACUCCAGUGAAUUCCUCAAAAUACAGACACUGGAUUAGUGAUAAAAGUGAUGCAAAAAGUCCUGACCAAAGCUUUGGACCUUUCGAGCACUCUGAUUAUUCUAGCCAAGAGAAAAUAUUUGCAUGUAACUAUUGUUCAAUGAAGUUUUCUAGGCUGAUAAAUCUAUACAAGCACCUUUAUGCACAGCAUGAAACAGUAAUGCCAAGCUCCACAGAAAGUGGCCAUCAAUGCGUUGUAUGUGACUUUGUUACGAAUUCAAAGAAGAACCUUCUGGUCCACAUGAGAAAGCACAAUACUCAGGAUCAUUCACCACCGACUCAUGUUUACUCAUGUGUGCUUUGUCGAUAUAUGAACCCACGACGACGGAAUCUCUUUCAGCAUAUGAAGAAGAAACAUGGUAUUGAGAUUAUUAUGAAAGAAGAUGGGUUAAAUUGCUUUGUCAACAUAACUUUGGACUCGAAAAUGAACAUUGGUGAGGGUUUUCCAAUUAGUGCGACGGAAUCUGGCGUAAUUGCUUUGUCUGAGAUAGUCAAAACUGAACCAGUGACAGUAAGCACAGAUGCCUUACAAAUAAUGACGGAUAUAAAUAGUGAUAAGAUCUCAUUUCAUAACAUAAUUUCUCUUGAAGAUAUAGGUACAUAUGCAAACGCUCACAUUGAGUCACAAGGAUUGAUUUCACCAAGUGUCAGUGUGAUGGAAAGUGAUGUAAAGUCUCAUGAUGCUGCAGAAGCUAUUGAAGGUCUUCAGGCACUCGCUGAACAAGCUGGAAUACUAGAAACACAGAAUGUAGACCAUGAUAUGACAUCAGAGAUUAUCACCACUGAAAUUAUGAACGAGGGAGAGAUAUCUAUUGUUGCUGAAAACGAUGACGAUGAUUCUCAUUCGCAUGUUUUGCAAAUCUCUCAUGAAGAAGGGGAGAAUGUGACUUAUCAGAAUAUUGAAGAGCUUCAAAGAGAGGUAAUUCAUGGAGGGGAAGUAACUAUGGAGAAAAAUGAUGAAGGUCUACAGCUGUCUGUGGAGCAAAUAAACGAGUUAUCAUCAGGGGACUAUGUGGAAAUAAAUGGUGAGGUUUACAAGGUGGAAAUUGCGUCUGGAUCCAAUGACAAUAAUAUUGUGCAAAAUAUGUAAAAGGAAAAAAACGAAAGAUGUGAAAGCAGAAACGUUCUAUCUGUAUCAUUAUUUAAGGUCAAUAAUGAAUUAGAUUAAAACUUUGCACUGUCACCCUUGAAAAUGUGCUUUUUGUUUGAGUCAAACAUUUGAAAGAAAGAAAUAGUGUGCUGCAGAAUUGUUUUGUAUUAUUUAAUUUAUUUAUUUGUUAUAUAGCAUAUAUAAUAUUUAAAAAAUGGAUUUCUUGUUUAAAAUGAAAUCAAAUUAUAUUGUUUAAGCAGAUGAUUUUAAAUAUUGAUCACACAAUGUUCCUUCUUUUGAGUGUAAUACAACCGGUCAUAACCAUAUUAUCUUAUGUUACACUGGUGUAAUAUAACUUGACCUUAACCUUUUUUGCCUUACUAAUGAGGCGUCAAACUAUUUACUGAUAAAUGAAUAAAAUAUUUAUUUCUAGCUUGAAAAAAAUAACCUUAAGUUACAUUAUGUAAAUGACAUUUGAUACAGAAUUGUAUGUACAGACAACUUAUAAUGGAAAAGUUAAAAUUUUGGCUAAAGCCUCGCUAUUUUAUAUUAAUUUUGGUUAACUUGUUUCACAUUUUUUUAAAGUUUUAUUAAAGAGCAAUUUAUGUAAGAUUGAAUAAACAUACUGGUAUAUACAGUCGAAGCUCACAAACUCUGUUAUCUUGAUGUUCUGGUUAUGUUGGACCUUUUCUUUCUCGAUUAUUUUCAGUUUAAUUUUUCAUUUCAUAUUUUGGUUAAAGAUGCACUCUUACUCCCAGAUAAGAUUUACUACAAUGAAUAAUUUUGUUUUAUUAUUCCAAAAAGGAUGAAUAAAUGUCGAAAACAAUGGUUCUUAUGAAGGAUACCGAAAUUAAUUUGAAAGAAAUGAGCAUAUUAUUUAUUUCUACCUUUAGACUAUAGUUAAUCACAGUAAAUCUUUUAGCAUUCACCAAUCAUUUAAUAUUUUUGCAUUUUCUGCUAUUAAAUACACGGUUACAAUCUUGUUAUCAGUAAUUAAUAUUUUCCAUAAACUCAUUAUUUAGUAAGAAGUUAAAGGUUUAUUAGUCAAAAUUGAUGAUUGUUAUACAUGUGUAUGUUUUGAUUUUGAAUAAGAGUGUCAAAUUAAUAUAUCAAAUGUUCGUUAUCUCAAAGUAUUUUCCGAGGUCCCAACGACUUUGACAUAACAAGUUUUGACUGAUGAAGUUCGGCCAUAUAUUAUUUCUCAUUAGUCUUAGCUAAAAAAGCCUUCUGUAAUAAAGCACUUGGUAGUAUUGUAAGAACAGUCUUCGGUCAAUGUUUUAUUGGUAUGUUCUAAAUAUCACUUGUUAUGUAUAGAAAAACACUAAUCUAAAACAUAACUGUUGGUCAUGGCGAUAAAUAGCAAGUUUUGCAUACAUUUUAUGAAACAAGGGAAUAAUGUGACUUUUCCAGAAGAAAUAAAAUCUAGAAAAUUUG